Molecule: messenger RNA, 3502 nt
Organism: Sinocyclocheilus grahami
Lineage: Eukaryota; Metazoa; Chordata; Actinopteri; Cypriniformes; Cyprinidae
Product: hepatic leukemia factor-like
Exons: 4
Coding region: 211-1086 (291 amino acids)
Biological process (GO): regulation of transcription by RNA polymerase II
Cellular component (GO): nucleus
Molecular function (GO): RNA polymerase II cis-regulatory region sequence-specific DNA binding; DNA-binding transcription factor activity, RNA polymerase II-specific
Source: RefSeq, a predicted model, not a curated record
CAGUCUUCGCACAUGGAAUUGCGAAUCGAUUGCGCUUUUGCGCUCCAGCCUGCGGAGAUCACGGACGCGCGAGAACAGAACAGCCGCCGCUCUUCAGUUUUGCGCACGGGCUGAGGACUGCAUUCCGACACCCCACUGCAGAGCUUUUAUUUGAAUAAGUUGGCUUUUUACAUUUCGUUUCUUCAUUUAGACUGAUCUCUCCUUUACGCGAUGGAGAAGAUGUCUCGACCUCUUUCUAUAAACCCAACUUUCCUACCUCCGACCCACGGCGUCCUGAAAUCCCUGCUGGAGAACCCCAUGAAGCUGCCCUUCCACCACGAUGAAGGGUUUGGGAAAGAGAAAGAGAAGGAGAAGAAUUUGGAAGAGGAUGGAACUGCUCUCAACACUCCUCAGUCCGCCUUCUUGGGCCCGACGCUGUGGGACAAGACCCUGUCAUACGACGGCGACAACUUCCAGCUGGAGUACAUGGAUUUAGAGGAGUUUCUGUUGGAGAACAAUAUUCCCGCCAACCCUGGGAGCGAGCAGAGCCAGCCUUCCCAGCAGCCCCUGCAGCAGCAGCCCCCCUCCGCCCCGCCCACGCCUUCGGUGGUGGAUCUCAGUAACCGGACGGCCGCGUCCGUUCACUCCGGCAUCGUGAGCCAGAACUGCCUCCAGAGUCCCAGCAGAGCAGUUCUCCCCUCACGUGACACACCCAGUCCCAUAGAUCCAGACCAGAUCCAGGUUCCGGUCAGGUACGAGCCCGACCCCGCCGACCUCGCCCUCUCCAGCAUCCCGGGACAGGAAAUCUUCGACCCACGCAAGCGCAAAUUCUCACACUGCCAAAUGGAUAACUCGUUUUUCAUUUGUUUCUCUCUCUCCAUCUCCGCACAGGACGACAGAUACUGGGCACGGCGCAGAAAGAACAACUUCGCUGCCAAACGCUCCCGGGAAGCUCGCCGGGUGAAAGAGAACCAGAUCGCCAUUCGCGCGGGAUUCCUGGAGAAAGAGAACGUGGCGCUCAGACAGGAAGUGGCCGACCUGCGGAAGGAACUCGGCUGCUGUAAGAACAUUCUGGUCAAAUACGAGGCGCGACACGGCCCUCUGUGAGCCCCUCCCACCCCGCACAAACCCCGCCCACCUCCACAAAUGCCCUGCCCACCACCAACCCCCCAGGGACUUCUGCGUGCCUCUUUAAGAGGCGACAAAUUCUCAUCUUCUUUUUUUUUUCACGUUUCUCUUUUCACUUUUCUCUUUACAAACCCAGUUUGCGUUCUUUAGUUGAUUUUGUAUUUCAUGUGUGUGUUUUUCCUCUUGUCUAGUUUCACACAUUCACUUCUCUCUCUUUCCUUUUAUUUGUUCCGUUCGUCCAUUUAUUCCUUCACCAACGAUGGAUCGUUUAUCUGGAAAUGGUUUUCUCUGGAGUGUUUUAUACACCUGUAACAUGGACUGAUAAAUAUUUUCCUCGCCGCUCGCCCUACUGUCUGUCAAUCAACCGCUCAGCCCACCCCCCUCUUCCCAGAGGCUCCGCCCACUUCCUGUUGCUCGAGCUUCUUUUUGCGUAUAUUAAUGUAUUUUAGUUGAAUAGCUGUAACGCACCGACACCUUUCGUUCUGUGAAGUGUGUAAAACACUAGCUAGCGUCAGAACAUGAUGUUUGUUUUGUUCUUUUCCUAUUCUAUGUGUUUUGUCUGUUUUAUUUCACCAUUUCUUUUAAACCAACACCAGCGUAGUUUUUGGCGUCUUUCCCGCAUUGUCCAUAGAGCAAUAAGCCUGAAUCUCUUCAGAGGGCAAAACACAUGAAAUGUAAGCUAGCCUGUUUCAUAGCGCCAUCAUUUCUGCUGCAGUGCGGAAACUUUCCCUUCAAAACUUUCCCUCCAAAAAUGCUGAAUCCAUAUUUGUCUGUCUUUCUGUCUCGCUCUAACUCCCUGCACUAAUGCGUGUUUCACAAUCUGAUCUGGUGCAAUGUUUCUACCUACACUAUAAUCUGCCUGAUAUGUGUAUGGAGUUUCGGUUUUUUUUUUAAUGGAAGAAAUUUUUUCAAAAAUAUUCAGCUGUUAAUUGCUACUAUUGUUAUAGCUGUUCUUAUUGUUAUGGCUGUAUAGUAAUUUUUCCUGAUUGUUUAUUGUUUUAUUGGAUAUUUCAGCAUGACUUUGCAGAGUUGCAGCCUAAAUCUAAUUGUGAAUGGGUCUUUUCCUUUUCUUUUUUAGGAUGGAUGAUUAUUCUAUCCUAUCUUUUUAUUUUUAUUGUUAUAUAUAUUUUUUUUUUACCCAGAGCAUGUUUUAGAAUUUUCAUUUGUCAGUACAAGCAGAUAUUUGUAGUGAUUUAUUUUCCUUUUUGUUUUGUAGCUUCGCAUGUCUGUCGUCUGUAUGACUGUAAUGAAUGUGUUUUAAGAGGUUUUGAGCCAUUCGUUGAGCAGGACGGUGUUGUCUCAAAUACUGUGGUUGAAAUCAGUUUGUUUACUGCAGACCAAAAGAUACAGCACACAGAUUUAUUGAUAAAACAGAGUUUUAAUGUUUAUAUAUAUAUAUAUAUAUAUAUGAAAUCUAUUCUAAGUUGCUUUUUUGUACAGUAUUUUUCCUAUAUAAUACUGUCUGAAUAUUUUCAAGGCACAACAAAUCCAGAGUAGUGGAAGAGAAAUAUAUGAUAGCUUACGUAUAUAUAUCUAUUAUUCAAAGCUAAGUGACAUAGUGUUUUGAUAUAUUAUGAAGUAUAUAAAUGCGAAACCCGCCAUCAUGUCCUCUAUUUUGGGCAUUAAAAACCUUCUGCACCCUCAUAUUCAAAUAGCCUUUAGUAUUCUGUCUCAGGGAACGCUAGCAGCCGGACCUCAAACCAUAACUCGUUAUAAAUAUGAAAUAUAUCUAUAUAUAUUGCUGUGUUCUGUACAUAAGUAGUUUUUUCCUAUAGGAAGGAGCUGCAAUUCCUCAGUCUAACUCACACUCUUGAUGCUGUGUUUCAUUACAGAGCAUUUUACAGUAUUGCUAUUGGUUCUUUGAAUGGAAAUCUAAAGGCUAUGCUUUUUUAGUCUAUAUAAUUGAGUCUUUUUCACAGCAGAGUGUUGAUAUUGAAUGUUUAGUGCGGCAGCUCUGAGAGCUUUUGCUUGGUUGAAUGUUACUGGGUUUGAGUACAAGGUUUCGUAAGGCUCUGUAAAAGUUUUUUUUUUUUUACUGGUCUGAGAUCAGUUUGUAUUCUGUUUAUUCUAUUAGAAGUUACAGGGUUUAAAUACAGGACUUCUGAUUUCAGGUCAGAGGUUGCGUUUAAUGCGCUGGUGACUUUGUCGACAGUAAAAGUCCUCGUCUGCCCCAGUGCAGGCCAAAGUUGAGAUGAGCACAGAUUUGUAUUAUUGAAGAUUGAUGGGAAAGAAAUUACGAGUUUUUUUUUUUUUUAAUUUCAUUUAAUUUCCCUUGAUUUUCUUCCUCGUGUCUGUUUGUUUGUGGUAUAAAUGCAGAUGUGAGACGCGUGUAUAAAGCCCUGUGUAGUCUGUUUCUAUCUGUGCAAAACUGAAAUAAAUCCAGGAUUAAGCCAAA